CAUGAUUCCUGCUUCCAACUGAUCACAAGUCUUCACGAGGACCAAGACCAAGACCCAGAGUCCAAGACAACCCUCUGGCCUUCUCCUCAUAUUUACCAUUCAUUUAAAGACACUGAGGACGCUGGAUGACGAGAAGAGAACACGUAAAUGAAUAAGUGAAGGUGAGGAGUGCAGAGUGAAGAAGUAGAGGGCAGCAGUCACUCACCACCAUGCCUAGCAAUCCUGCCCUGGUGCUGCUCUUCAGUGGUAAACGCAAAUCAGGAAAGGAUUACAUCACUGACCGGUUGCAGCAGAGGCUAGAUGAAAAUAAGAGCAAGAUCAUAAGACUCAGUGGACCCAUCAAGCAGCAGUUUGCCGAUGACAAUGGCUUGGAUUACUCACAGCUCCUGACUGCAUCGGAUUACAAGGAGAAAUACCGAUCAGAAAUGAUAACUUGGAGUGAAGCCAAGAGAGCACAGGAUAAAGGGUACUUCAUCAGAGAAGCCAUUAAGAUGUUUGAAGGACUGUGUGGUGCAAUGAACCUUGUGUGGUCUUGCAAGAAAACUUGUGGGUUGAAAAUUUCACCUCUAUUUUUCAAAACAAGCUUGAAAUGGAGUCUUCUGUUUGGAAGUAAGUACCCAAUUUGGAUUGUGAGUGACAUGCGGCGACGUAGUGACCUAGCAUGGUUCAGGGAGCACCACCCUGAUGCAGUCUACUCUGUCCGCAUCAUGGCCACUGAGGAGGCACGGAAGAAGAGAGGCUGGGUCUUCACUCCAGGAGUAGAUGAUGCAGAGAGUGAAUGUGAUCUGGACAUGGUUACUUCCUGGGACAUGGAAGUAGACAACAGUCAAGAAGAGAGUGAAGGGCAUCUGCUAAGUGUGCUUGAUUCUCUCCUGACUCUGUGCUCAGAGCGGGUAUUAGCAGCAGCAACAGCAGGAAGAUGUGAUGCUGUUUCCAAUACUACAGAGAAUCAAGUGCCUUAAUCAGAACAUUAUGGGAAUACACCAAAAGCAUGGGUCAUGAACACCGUCUGUGUGGAACCUCAUUCAUCUUGCUGAUAGCUUCAUCCUUUGUGUGUGAGUUGACUUGUGAUUAUAAAUAUCAAUCUGGAUAGGUUUUCAUGCAUUUUGUUGAAUUGUUUAUCAGUUAUGUAUUUUUCAAUUAAUUUAUAAAUAUAUUUCAUCAUCAAUGGUUAUAUGUGAUGUUAAAGGACAGAUUUUCCAGAGGUGCAGCCUGUGCUGGCAUAGGCAGGUAGUGUUAACUGUUUUAGUCUCUCUAACCAAUGUCACAUAUCAGAGUUAAGUGAGUGAAUAACCUAUAGGUGAUUUGAAAACAACUGUGAUGCACACAAUGUUAAGCAUAGUAUUUUAAGACUGUACUGUUUGAGUGGUCUCUAAUUUUUUUCCAGAAACCACAUCCCUUAAUUGAGAUUAGUCAGUGCAUAUCUCUUACUUUAGCUACCUGGUCCAGCUGGCCACUCCUAACUCUUGUAUAGCCACCUGCUAUGAUUCUCCUUGCCUGAACUCUACAGUAGCUUUAUGCUGCAGCCAGCCAUCCACUUCAUAUUAAUGCAUUAAGGUGAAGGAAGGAUUUGGUUUCAGGCAGAACAUGGUGCUGAAGGUUGUGAAAUAACAGUCUUGAGGUGAUCACUAUUUUGAAGUUAGUUUAGGUGCUUGUAGGGACAUUCGGUAGCUUAUGGCUGUGUGUGUGGUACUGAAGAGAGUAGGCACAAGGUAGCUUUGUUAACACUGUGAGUGAGCAUAUUGGUCAUAAAGCCAAGAUGCACUACGUCCACCGAAAUAACUGCAGGCACUUCUCUUAUUUUAUAGAGGUAUUAAAGUAUAUACAGUAAUGGGUUGUUGAUGAGGAGCUUUUGUAGUGACCUUACAAAUGAUAAUAUUUGUAGUAAUAGAUACUCUGUGAGUCUGUGAUUCUUGCCUCUGUGUGUGUGUGUGUGUGUGUGUGUGUGUGUGUGUGUGUGUGUGUGUGUGUGUGUGUGUGUGUGUGUGUGUUUGUGUGUGUGUGUGUGAUUACUUGAAUUAUAUUACUGCUGCAAUAACAUGUCACCAAUACAUUGAGAGAGAGAGAGAGAGAGAGAGAGAGAGAGAUUGGGGAAUUGAUAAAUGUAUUAGCUAACUAGCUUGAUUCAUUAGUUGUAUUUUCUUUUUGUAGCUAUAUUUUCAUGACAUAAUAAAUAAUUUUUUACAUAA
Molecule: messenger RNA, 2189 nt
Organism: Scylla paramamosain (green mud crab)
Lineage: Eukaryota; Metazoa; Arthropoda; Malacostraca; Decapoda; Portunidae
Product: phosphomevalonate kinase-like
Exons: 7
Coding region: 210-962 (250 amino acids)
Biological process (GO): isopentenyl diphosphate biosynthetic process, mevalonate pathway; cholesterol biosynthetic process
Cellular component (GO): cytoplasm
Molecular function (GO): phosphomevalonate kinase activity
Source: RefSeq, a predicted model, not a curated record